This is a messenger RNA of Tachysurus vachellii, 4059 nucleotides long. It is a transcript of the gene kifap3b, whose product is annotated as kinesin-associated protein 3b. Lineage: Eukaryota; Metazoa; Chordata; Actinopteri; Siluriformes; Bagridae. The transcript has 20 exons. The record is from RefSeq and is a predicted model, not a curated record. The coding region runs from base 87 to 2381 and encodes 764 amino acids. Gene Ontology annotation, cellular component: kinesin II complex; ciliary transition zone; axoneme. Gene Ontology annotation, molecular function: kinesin binding. Gene Ontology annotation, biological process: cilium organization; microtubule-based movement.
GGUGAAUCCGUAAUCUGCUGUCGGCUACAGCACCAUCCUGUUAUAUGUUCACUGUUGUACAAUAAACAGAUUAUAAAGAGAAUAAAAUGCAGUCGGAAGACGCGCAGUAUCUCAAACGGAGAGUGAAGCCGGGGAAUAUUGACGUUCACCCCACAGAGAAGGCCUUGGUGGUGCACUAUGAGGUGGAGGCUUGCGUCCUGGGAGAAAACGGAGACUCCGUACAUGAGGAGCGUAAAGAGUGUCAGAAGAUCAUACGACUGAAGAGUCUCAAUGCCAGCACAGACGUCUCGUCUCUCGCCAGGAAGGUGGUGGACGAAUGCAAACUCAUUCCUCCGUCCAAAGUGACCGAGGUGGAACAUCUUCUCUUCUACCUGCAGAACCGCAAGAAGUCUAGCAGUAAAGAAGCAGAGAAGGAGGAGAAGAAGCUGGUGAAACCUCGAGAGCUCACUCCCUUUGAGGGGAUGGAGCUCGACGAGGAGGCCAACAUUAAUAAGAUCGAUGAGUACCUCGACCUGCUGUAUGAAGGAAUCCCAGAGAAGAUUAGAGGCACCACCCUCAUCCUUCACCUCGCACGAAACCCUGACAACCUGGAGGAGCUUCUGCAGAACGAAACGGCCAUCGUGGCUCUAGCGAGAAUGUUAAAAGACGAAUGGAAGCAGAGCAUAGAGUUGACCACAACCAUCAUUUACGUCUUCUUCUGUUUCUCCAGCUUCUCCCAGUUCCAUGGUUUGAUCACGUACUAUAAGAUCGGAGGUUUGUGCAUGAACAUCGUGGAACACGAGCUGAAGAGAUACAAGCUGUGGCAGGAGGAGCUGGAGAAGAAGAACAAAGCCUGUGAAGAAGAUGCUGAUAACCAGAGCCUGAAGAAAGACUGUGAGAAAGCCUAUAAGAAAUAUCAGAGUCUGCUGGUGAAGCAGGAGCAGCUGCUGAGAGUGGCUCUGUACCUGCUCCUGAACCUGGCCGAGGAUACGCGCACAGAGCUGAAGAUGAGGAACAAGAACAUUGUGCAGCUGCUGGUCAAGACUCUGGAUCGGGAUAACGAGGAGCUCCUGGUGCUCGUCGUCUCUUUCCUCAAGAAGCUCAGCAUCUUCCUGGAGAACAAGAACGACAUGGCGGAGAUGGACACCAUCGAGAAGCUCUGUCGCUUGGUGCCAUGCGAUCACGACGACCUGCUGAACGUCACGCUGCGCCUCUUGCUCAACCUCUCCUUCGACACGGGACUCAGAAACAAGAUGGUGCAGGUCGGCCUCCUGCCUAAACUCACUGCCAUGCUGAGCAGUGAGACUCAUAAGCAGCUAGUGAUGUGUAUCCUGUACCACAUCAGCAUGGAUGACAACUCCAAAUCCAUGUUCGCUCACACUGACUGCAUCCCACAGCUGAUGAAGAUGCUGUUUGAAAGAAGAGAGGAGAGAAUCGACCCUGAGCUCAUCUCCUUCUGCAUCAACCUGGCGGCUAACAAGGAGAACGCUCAGAUCAUCUGUGAAGGAAACGGUUUGAAGCUGCUCAUGAAGAGAGCGCUGAAGUUUAAAGACCCGCUGCUUAUGAAGAUGAUCAGGAACAUCUCACAACACGACGACCCACUAAAGCAGCUUUUCCUGGAUUAUGUGGGUGAUUUGGCGGCUCAGAUCAGGCCUGAAGAAGACGAAGAGUUUGUAAUUGAGUGUUUAGGGACGUUGGCGAACCUCACCAUCCAUGACCUGGAUUGGGAGCUGCUACUCCGCGAAUACAACCUUGUCCCCUACCUCAAAGAGCGGCUCAAACCUGGCUCAGCAGAGGACGACUUGAUCCUGGAGGUGGUUAUACUGAUUGGCACUGUGUCCAUGGACGACUCCUGUGCUGCCAUGUUGGCCAAAUCUGGCAUCAUUCCUGCUCUUAUAGAGCUUCUUAACGCCCAGCAGGAAGACGACGAGUUUGUAUGCCAGAUUGUCUAUGUUUUCUAUCAGAUGGUUUUCCACCAGGCCACCAGAGAUGUCAUUAUUAAAGACACCCAGGCUCCGGCGUACCUCAUCGACCUCAUGCACGACAAAAACGCAGAGAUCAGGAAAGUGUGUGACAACACGCUGGAUAUCAUAGCAGAGUAUGAUGAACAGUGGGGUUGUAAGAUCCAGUGUGAGAAAUUCCGCUGGUUUAACUCUCAGUGGUUGGAGAUGGUGGAGAGCCGAGAAACAGAAACAGAGCCGUACCUCUAUGGAGACACUGAGACACUGGAUCCACCAGACCUGUUCUACAGUACGGAUGGGAUGCCUUCUGAUGUAGGUCUGAGUCCGGACCCUUACGCUCAGUAUGACGACUUUAGCACAUGCAACGGAUCGGAUGGCCGCCCUGCCACCGCGUAUGGGUUUCGCCCAGACGAGCCGUUCUACCACCGAGUCUCCAGCUAGAGGAAAACGAUCACCUCUCAUACCUACAGUCCAUUUCCACACCACGCUGAGUCAGGAAUGAGAUGUCCACCUUAUUAAAAACCCCAGAUCGCUCAUGUAUUCAGAGAUUUGGAGAUAAACGCAAUCCUGCAACUCCUCUGUAAACAGAAAAAACAUACAGAUUAUGAGAAGUCCAGAUGUAGUGAUCACAGAUUAAGAUAUAAACAUCCAGAUUAAAAUAUUCACAGGAAUAUUUAACAGGAGUUCAGGUGACAUUUCGGAUCUGAUUAAGAGUCUGAUUAAAACUUCCAGGUUAUGAGAAGUACAGAUUCGUCCUAAUUAAAGUACUUAAAAUAUGAGAUCUAAAAAAAAUACAUUUAGGAUUUACAGAUUAUGAAAAGACCAGUUUAAGGUCCGGAUUAUAAAUCAUUCAAAUGAGGCGAUAUCCAGAUUAGGACAAGCAGAGACGAGAUUAUUCAUUCAUCCAGUUCCAUUUUCAUCCUGCUUUUCCUGGUGAGUUCCACAGUCUAGAGACCAGAUUACGAUAUUCAUAUUAACAGGAGUCCAGAUUUUGAUGAAACGACAAAGAGAACUCCAAACUGGGCGUCCAGAUAAAAGAAACACUGAAUGAACAUGAAUGAGGGGAAAUAGAAAGGAAUACAUCCAGAUUAGAACGAGGCCCAGAUUAUAACAUUCAGGAUUAAAUAGAUCAAAUUUCUCUUUCAUUUCUAGAAGUUUCUUGGGUGUUCUUGAGCGUCACCGAUACGGAUCACGCCAAAGUCGAGCGUUGCGCUGCCUCAUGAGUUUUGCUCACGUUAACCCAGUUGAUCAGUUUUUCAUUGUAAUUUUAGGAUAUUUAUAUUAUUUAUACAAUUUUUUGAAAGUCACUUUAAUUGAUCAUUAGUUUGAACUGACUGCACUUUAAUUUUUUAUAGCAUUAACACCACUUGAACUGUUUAUCUAGAGUAUUUAACGUCUUUAUGUUCAUCUUGUCAAAAUCAAGCAUAUUAAACAUUAAUACAUUAUAAACACUCUCUUUAUCUUAACGAUGACACUAAAAACAAGUUAAUGGACUGUUAACCGGUUUGAAACAAUAGCUAGCUAGAUAAUUAGUUUAUCUAAUGUUAAUGUUACCUUACUGAUGUUACAUUGAUAGGCAAGUUCACGAACAACCGAGAUAACAUUGUGGGAAAAAAAGAAAAGAAUUAUUUUUAAUGCUAAAAUGAAUGCUGAUAUAAUAUAAUUCGGAUGAAAAGACUUAGCAAAUAUUUGAUCAUUAGCCUGUUGUAUUAGCCUAGCAUGUACAUGUACAGAUUUCUGAAGGUUGAUGACAGUGACUGAGGACAUGAGCCAUGUGGAUAUACCACCUUUCUUUGUAGCAGCAAAUCAGACAUUAUGUUGAUCUUCCACUCUUUGUACUGAUAACGUCACAAUAUUUUCAUGCUUAUUUAUUCCAUUUCACUCUGUUCUGAAAUGUUAGUGCUUUAAACAUAGCUAUCACUUUCUCUAUUUUUUGAUACAAGUUUUCCUUUAUCUAUCUAUCUGUAUUUUUAGUCAGAUGUUUUUAAUUUAAGACGUUAACCUCCGACAGCACGAUGAUAAACACGUUUCGACUGUAACACAAAGAAUAAAUAAAGUCUCCCUGCACUGCGAAAGGAAACACGUGAAAGUUAAAUGUGAAUAAAUCUGUUCAACUGAA